Messenger RNA from Brettanomyces bruxellensis, 771 nucleotides. RefSeq lists its product as uncharacterized. The transcript has a single exon. Bases 1 to 771 code for a protein of 256 amino acids. The record is from RefSeq and is a predicted model, not a curated record. Lineage: Eukaryota; Fungi; Ascomycota; Pichiomycetes; Pichiales; Pichiaceae.
AUGGUGCAGACCUUUCUUGAGAAACCGGCUAGUUUGGAACUUUUGUCACAGAAAUCUAAGGAUAAGUUGAGUCAAGUUCCAGAUUACCCUUUAGAUUAUAAUAUAUUCCUUUGCAAAGGUAUUUCAGAAGCACAAAAAGAUGAUGAAGCUGAGCUUUUAAAGUUCAGAGAAUCUAUUGUCGAUAGUAUUCCAGAUGAUUAUGGUAAUCUUAUCUUUAAAGGGCUCACGAAAAAUGGAGAUGGUUCAAUGAAUCUCGAGUCUACAACAACAUCUAAGCUCCAGAGAAGAUUAUUGCUUUUAUUAAUACUAGAGAGACACAGACGGGAUAUAAUUGCAUUGAACAGGUUGUUGGCAACGGACCCAAAAAAUUGUAAGACUAUACACUAUGUGGAAUUGAAAGAUCCUAUAAAAUACGAGAUAAAAUCGCCGAUAUUUAGAUCAUUUGAAGGUGCCAAAGAUGUCUACCAAGGUAGCUUCAAAAAAUUUUCCGUUUUACAGAAUAUUGAGUACGAUUUUGAGCAUGCCAUAGAUGAAAAUGGUGAUUAUCAGAAUGAUGACGACCUAGUUGAUGCGUUCUGUACUGAAGAUGUGAUGAAGUUUAACUCGAAACUAAAUGAAACAGAUGAUAAAGCUUACGAUUCUUUGGAAGAUGUAGUGGCGAACUCCAGAAUAGCACGAGUCCUCAUCCCAUUGGCGGCACAAGCAUUUUUACUAGAUGAUGGGAAGGAAGAAAAGAAGAAUGCCAAGAGAACAUAUUCCGAAGCCAAAUAG